AUGAUCAAUCGAAUCAAGAUCUCGAGGGACGGGGAGUGCAUGGUGACAGCGGGGAACGAUUUCACCUUGAACUUAAUCGACCCCCAGUCAAGGCAGACGAGGGCCAUCUUGGCUGGGCACAGGGGCUCAGUGACAGACUGUGACGUCAGCAACGACGGGCAGUUCAUCGUGUCUGCCUCCUUGGACAGGACGCUGAGGCUGUGGAACAUUGACACGUAUGAGUGCAUUCAGGUCUUCUUCGGGCACCACGACGGCAUCUUGGCGUGCAGCUUUGGGGGUUACGGGCAUGACACCUUCGCAAGCUCGUCCAUGGACGGGUCAGUCCGGACUUGGGAGUCCAACACAGGGGUAGUGCUCAACUUCUUCAGAGGGCACAAGGGGAACGUGAACGGAUGUGCGAUGGGGAUGACAGGACCGCAAGUGAUCAGCACGUCAGACGACGGGACGGUCAGGCUGUGGGACACGUCGGACGGCUCGCAGAUCGAUCAGUUCAGCGACGACAGCGUCGGGACCUCAUCGCAAGGCCACAACGGCAGGUGUACCAGGUGCCUGUUGUCGUAUGACUGCCUGAGAGCUGUGUCGGCCGGUGUGGAUGGGGCCAUGAAGAUCUGGAAGGUCAAAGUUGGGCACGACAAGAGGAUCAACUGCGUCAAGUUCUCAGCUGAUGAGACCAGGGUCAUCACUUGCUCCAUGGACAAGACGAUCCGAGCGUUUGAAGUACUCUCCACCACCGAGCUCGCCAAGAUCGUCGGCCAUGUCGGCCCGGUCACCCAAGUCGCCAUCAGCCCGGGGGAAAGCAGCUGGAAGGUUCACGGGCUAGAGAGGAGGGGGAGGUCGGACACAAUGGACACGUGCGUGAUCGCUUCAGCGUCAGACGACAACUCCAGCUUCAUGCUGAACAUGAACUCUUGCCUCACUCUCCACCACCUCAAGGGGCACAUCAAAGCUGUGGUCCAGGUUCAGUUCUCUCAGGACGGAAGCUUGCUGGCCACAGCCUCUGCGGAUGCUAGCAUCGGGAUCUGGGAGGCUGCCAGUGGAGAGCUGAGGCACAUGCUGGGAACUGGCCCGACGACUGGGUCGGGGCAUACAGGAGACGUCAACAGCAUCAUGUUUGUCCCGGACAGUCCCCUCCUUGUUUCUGUGUCUAACGACACCAGCUGUCGAAUCUGGGACGUGGAGCACGGGAGUUUGCUCUCCCUGCUGUCCGGGCACAAGCUGCCCGUCCUCUCCGUCGACUACAACCCCAAGACCAACAGGCUCGUCACCGGGAGCAAGGACAAGACCCUCCGUGUCUGGAACGUGAGGAGGGCCAUCGGAGGGAAAGUCCUGCGAGGACACACAGCUGGGGUGCUGGCCGUGACCUUCAGCUGUGACGGCCGUUCCUUGCUGACAAGUGGCCGUGACAAGAUGCCGUGGUCGACAGACAUGGGGACGGAGGUCAUGGUGUGCGAGGGCCACAAAGCCGCCAUCAUCAACUGCAAGAUGGAUCGAUCGGGGGAGGUGAUUCUGAGCGCCUCAGAGGAUUGCACGAUGAUCCUCUGGGAUGCGACCCACGGCACGCCGCUGCAGUACUUCAUCGGACAUGGAGCAUCGAUAUCCGAGGUGACUCUGUAUGUUGUUUCCGGAUCGCUAGACGGGACGGUGAGGGUCUGGGACGUCUUGCGGGGGUUCGACAAGUGCUAUCUGAAGUUGGAGAACGCGAUUACGAGCCUCGACAUCACCAAGUCUAACGAGAUGCUGGCGGUAGGAGAUGAUGCAGGGAACUUGCAGAUCCUGAGGCUGCGUAAUUUGAAAUGA
This is a messenger RNA of Guillardia theta CCMP2712, 1797 nucleotides long. RefSeq lists its product as hypothetical. Gene Ontology annotation, molecular function: protein binding. Lineage: Eukaryota; Cryptophyceae; Pyrenomonadales; Geminigeraceae. The record is from RefSeq and is a predicted model, not a curated record. The transcript has 3 exons. The coding region runs from base 1 to 1797 and encodes 598 amino acids.